This is a messenger RNA of Drosophila subpulchrella, 2878 nucleotides long. RefSeq names its product endoplasmic reticulum metallopeptidase 1-like. Lineage: Eukaryota; Metazoa; Arthropoda; Insecta; Diptera; Drosophilidae. The coding region runs from base 275 to 2878 and encodes 867 amino acids. Gene Ontology annotation, molecular function: metalloexopeptidase activity. Gene Ontology annotation, biological process: proteolysis. The record is from RefSeq and is a predicted model, not a curated record. The transcript has 11 exons.
GUUGUUUACAUGCACACACACAUUUGCCUAGGUAAACAUGGGCCGGUAAAAAGUGUAAAUAAAAGCAACCGACAAUUGUCAACAAAACGGUGACCAUUGUAAAUAAUUCAAUUGGUGCGCCGUAACGCUUUGUUUUCUGGACAGGCGGUAUUAAAGCGCGGCUUAGCGAACAUCGCUUCCACAUUCAGCGACUGGAAUUCUCACCGGUAACAACAACAAAAAAACAGGCGUUUUCGCAACUACAUCGAUACGGGAAGAAGAAGAACGCCUCGGAAUGAGCAGCGAAACGGAGGAGAAAAGAGCCAAGGCCCAGCCCAAUGGCUGUGAGCGAACCUUUGUCCGGGGGAACAAGAUCAAGUGGUUCUGGGCACCAGCCUUCUUUGGAUUCUGGCUGCUGCUCUACGUGGCCAUCUCAAUCCCCGCCAGCCACCGCCUGCCCCGCCCACUUACCAUUCAGGAUGAGGCCAAGCACCCCGACCAGUUCAUCGCCGAGCGGGCGGAGAACAAUUUGAGGGAGCUGGUGAGUCUGGGCCCCCGAGUGGUGGGCAGCCGGCAGAACGAGAUGGCCGCUCUGAAGUUGCUGUCCCAGAAGAUGCAGAAGAUUCGCUCAGGCUCUGCCAACGAUAUCGAAGUAGAUGUCCAGGUGGCCUCCGGGAGCUACGUACAUUGGUCGAUGGUCAACAUGUACCAGAGCAUUCAGAAUAUUGUGGUCAAGAUUAGUCCCAAGGGAACCAACAGCACCACCUACCUUCUGGUAAACAGCCACUACGACUCGGUGCCGGCAGGACCUGGUGCUGGCGAUGAUGCUUCCAUGGUGGCCACCAUGAUGGAGGUACUGCGUGUGCUGGCCAAAUCCGACAAGCCCCUGAAGAACCCUGUGGUAUUCCUGUUCAACGGAGCCGAGGAAAAUCCUCUGCAAGCGUCACAUGCUUUCAUCACCCAGCACAAAUGGGCCAGAUUCUGCAAAGCUCUUAUUAACCUGGAUUCCUGUGGAAACGGCGGUCGAGAGAUCCUCUUCCAAUCGGGUCCCAAUCAUCCCUGGCUGAUGAAGAACUACAGACGUGCCAUCAAGCAUCCGUAUGCUUCUACCAUGGGCGAGGAGCUGUUCCAGCAUAAUUUCAUUCCCUCCGACACGGACUUCCGCAUCUUCCGUGACCACGGAUCGGUUCCCGGCUUGGAUAUGGCCUACACCUACAACGGGUACGUCUACCACACACGACACGACAGGGCAGAGAUCUUUCCCAGGGGAAGUUUCCAGCACACUGGAGACAAUCUGUUGGCCUUGGUUCGACAGAUUGCCAACUGUCCGGAGAUAGAGGAUUCCUCGAAAUACGCCGAAGGACACACCAUCUAUUUUGAUGUCAUGGGCUGGUUCCUGGUCUUCUACACCGAAACCGAAGGCGUUAUCUUAAACGUUAUUGUGGCGUUGGCAGCCAUCGGUUUUUGUGGCUUCGCCUUCAAGUUGAUGUCGGAUGGCUCGGGCAUUAAGCUGGAGAAGAUCCUCAAGCGGGUCUUGCACACCCUCCUUGUUCAGAUUGUAUCUGUAGUUGUGGGAGCAGUGCUGCCAGUUCUUCUGGGACUUUUCAUGGACGCGGUGCAUUUGCCUCUCUCGUGGUUCUCGAACUCCUGGCUCGUCUUGGGCCUGUACUUCACCACAUUCUUCUUUGGUCUGGCUAUAGUGCCUGCUUUGUACUUCCACUAUACCAAGCAUGAUAAACUACCCAUUGGACAGCGUAUUCAGCUUUUGCUGCACUGCCACUGUGUGCUCUUGGCCAUCCUUACCCUUAUCUUCACCAUCUGUGGAAUUCGCUCUGCGUUUGUGCUGAUGCUCAGCUGUUUGUUCUAUACAAUGGGUCUAAUCAUCAACAUUGCCACCAAACUGCACAGCAAGGAUGUGGCCUGGGUCAUUCCGCACAUUGUCUGCACUGUUCCGCCGUUUUUAUUCUUCGCAUAUUUCUCGCACGGAUUCUUCACCACCUUUAUUCCCAUGUUCGGUCGGUUUGGUGAGGACGUUAACCCGGAUCUGGCGGUGGCUGUUUUCAGUGUUGCUGUGGGUUUCCUGUGCUGCGGUUUUAUUAUUCCUGUUCUGCAGCUCUUUAACAAGUCAAAGACGAUUAUUUGUGGCCUGAUGGGCAUCACUUUGUUGUGCUUCAUUAUUGCAAUGACACCAGUGGGAUUCCCCUACCGUCCAGAAACCAAUGUUCAGCGAUUCGCCGUGCUGCACACCAAACGUACCUUCCACGACGCCGAAAACAAUGUGCGCCGUCAGGAAUCGGGUUACUUUAUUAUGCCUCAGGACAGACGCACCUACACAGUCAAAAAUGCGGUUAUCAACAUGACACUUGCCCAACGGAUCGGUUCCGAUUGCGAUAAAGAAAUUAAUUGUGGGUUACCCCUGUACAAUCAGCGUUGGCACAAGACCAGAAAGAACAGCUUGUGGAUACCUGCUUCUGAGCCAGUCCUUGGCGAAGAUCUUCCCACUGUAAUUGUACUAUCCAAGAAGCAGCUGUCAUCCACCAAGAUUCGUUAUGAAAUGCAGCUAAGUGGACCCAAUCACAUGGCGCUCUUUAUUCAGCCCUUGAAUGGAGCAAAUGUGACGGACUGGUCCUUCCAUAAAGCACCUUUACGUCUCAACUUUGAGCCCCCGUACUUCAUCUACUUCUCCUGGGGCGUCAAUGGAGAUCCCCUAAAGUUCUGGCUAGAGCUGGAGAAACCCAAUGGAAAUUGGAAUUCAACCACUCUUGAGCUGGGUCUCGGAGGACAUUGGACGCACCACAAGGACUUAAUAACGCCGGACUUCAAAAAGUUCCUAGACAGUUUCCCCAAUUAUGUGGAUGCCACCCCCUGGCCAGCUUCGUUUGAGAGUCGCAUCUACUAG